Molecule: messenger RNA, 618 nt
Organism: Anthostomella pinea
Lineage: Eukaryota; Fungi; Ascomycota; Sordariomycetes; Xylariales; Xylariaceae
Source: the annotation of a GenBank genome assembly
AUGUCGUUCUCCAACACAGACACCGGCAGCAAGCCCGCUGACCCCUACAAGACCGCCAACGUCGAUGGCGGCGCAACCACCCAGGAAAAGAUCGAGGCUCUCGACAAGUUCGUCAGCUCGUGCAAGUUCGGCAUGAUGACCACCCGGGAUGAUAAGUCCGGCAAGCUGGUAUCCCGAUGCAUGGCCGUCACUGCCAAGGAAACCGGCACCCUGGACCACCUCUUCUUCACCAACACCGAAUCACACAAGACGGACGAGCUGAAGGGUGACCCCCAUGUCAACAUCUCCUUCCUCGACAGCUCCGGCCAGUGGGCCUCCAUCUCGGGCACCGCUACCAUCGAGACGGACCGCAGCCUGAUUAAGAAGCACUACAGCUCUUCCCUGAAGGCCUGGGUUGGCGACCUGGGCGAUGGCACUCACGACGGAUCCGAGAAGGACCCCCGAAUUGGCAUCAUCCGUGUCAAGAUGGAGACGGCGACCUACGCCAUCACGGACAAGAACCUUGUGGGUCGCAUGGCAGAGGUGGCUAAGGGAAGCGUAACGGGACAAACAGCCAGCGUCAACAAGCUCCGGGAGAUCGACGCGGCCGAGGUUCAGACGUGGAGAUCGGUACACUGA